Phlebotomus papatasi is the source of this 6168-nucleotide messenger RNA. RefSeq names its product long-chain-fatty-acid--CoA ligase 6. The transcript is spliced from 8 exons. Lineage: Eukaryota; Metazoa; Arthropoda; Insecta; Diptera; Psychodidae. Gene Ontology annotation, molecular function: long-chain fatty acid-CoA ligase activity. The coding region runs from base 1191 to 3260 and encodes 689 amino acids. Gene Ontology annotation, cellular component: membrane; endoplasmic reticulum. The record is from RefSeq and is a predicted model, not a curated record. Gene Ontology annotation, biological process: long-chain fatty acid metabolic process.
CUCAGCGAGCUGCCACAUUUGCUGAUAGAAAUUUCUCGUGACUCAGGAGCGCUAGAACUGAUGCGCAGAGACCUUUUUCUACCGGGGAAAGUGCCAUGUGACCACGCGUGAGUGAAGUUUUGACAGAGACGAAAAGGCAAAUAAACCGCAUAGAAACAGUCAUUCACCCACGCUACCACUUGUACUAACACCUUGUCUCAUUUUUUUUUUCGGGGAAAUGUGCUUUUCAAAGAACUUUUCGCCAUUAACACUUCAACUGUGAUAUUUGGCCAAAGAACUUCUGUGACACUCAAAGUGUAACAUUGUGUGGAGCAGGAAAGACUCAAAUCUUGAGAAGUGUAGAUUUUUUUUUUCGUAAAAGUGGUUUCAAAAUUUGUUGUUUCUCAGAGUGAUAAGACAUCCGUUAAUAGUAUAAAUAUUCUUCGAGGCAUCUCUGCUGCUUUCUUGUGAUUGUCCUAGUUCUUAAAAAGAAUUUUUCGCCCCCUCGUGAAUUAUUAUUGUCGCAUUGGUGUCCACAGAAGCAUGUGAAAAUCAAUAGGUUACAUCCCCAUUUGGCGCAUAUUCCUCGUAAAUAGAACUCUAACGAUUUCACUUAAUUGCUCUGCGGGUUGAAGAGAUGAAAAAUUAUUGCUGCAUUAAUAAAACCCUUGAGAAAAGUCCCCACAAGGAUAUUCAAAAAUUGCUUUAUCAUCUUCCACAGUCCUUUUUCUCAGAAAGUGCUAAAUUUUUCGUCACUGUCACGUCUAAGGGUAAAAGUGGUGAAUGUGAGGGGAAAGACUCAGACAUGCGCUCUCCGGACAAGAAUCAUCCCAUCCUAUGACGUCACACACCGGUGUACUUCACUGUAUCGUCUACCACGAAUAUUUUUGACACGUGAAAAAUUAUUCAGUCUGUGAGCUUUUCCUGGCUAUCAUCACUGCCAGUAUGAGCAUUUUUCUACCAUUCCAAUCAAAAGACAUUCUAUCCAGAACAUCAACUGGAUUUGUGUAAAAGCUUAAAUUAGUUGAAAUAAAAAAAGUUAUUGGACUUUUUUCGACAAGAAAAGACGAAGGAAUAUCUCAAUGGCGGAAAAGUUAGGAUGUUGAAAAAAGUUGCGUGAACCACAGAUCUGCAAAAGUUUUAUGCACUAGAGGCAGACCACUGAGAGAUUUGCAGAAAUUUUCCAGGAAAUAUCUGGAAGAAAUAUCACUAUGACAAAUCUCACGCAUUUAUUGGAGGAAGUGGAUGGAUACCUCCACUACCUGGGUGGACCGGCUGGGGCAAUUGCUCUGACGGGCAUCGCGGCGGCGUCUGCUUACUACUUCGCCUCGAGACCAUCACCUGAAACACCAUUAGUGCCUCUCGACAAUCAGAGUCCAAUACUUGAGGGUCCGGAGCAGAUUCACGUCUCCAAGUUCUACAAAGAAUCAAAAACUGGAAAAUUUGUGAGUUAUAUCACUGAUGAUGCGACAACUCUGUAUGAGACCUUCAGAAAGGGUGUUUAUGCAUCGAAUAAUGGACCUUGUCUGGGUUGGCGCGAUAACCUAGCAUCGCCCUACCAAUGGAUGAACUUCAAUGAGACCCUGCUGAGAGCGAAGAAUUUUGGAUCGGGUCUGAUGUCUCUGGGGCUGCAACCGCACAAUCUAGUAGGAAUUUAUUCACAGAACAGACCUGAAUGGAUUCUACUGGAACAAGGUGCCUAUUGCUACAGCUUAGUUAUUGUACCGCUCUAUGACACAUUGGGACCAGAUGCUUGCGCCUUCAUCAUCAAGCAGACAGAUAUGGCUGUGGUGGUUGUUGAGGAUGACAAGAAGGCCAAUCUACUGCUGGACAAGUGUCCUCGAACACUCAGGAAAAUCGUGGCGAUAAAACCUAUGAGACCGGCUACGACGCAAAGAGCAAGAAAUCGUGGAAUUGAUAUAUUUUCCUUUGAUGAAGUCGAGAAACUAGGAUCACAAAAGGCCCAUGUUGAGGUCCCUCCGCAACCGCAGGAUCUCUGCACAGUCUGCUACACAUCAGGCACAACUGGAAAUCCUAAAGGAGUUAUGUUGACGCAUCAAAAUGUUGUAGCAGGGGUAUGCGCUGUUCUUUUGCAAUUGGGUGACCACAGACCACGAGUCGGAGACGUGAUGCUAUCUUUCCUACCGUUGGCACAUAUGUUAGAACGUUGCUGUGAGAACGGCGUGUACUACUCCGGAGGAGCUGUAGGCUUCUACUCUGGUGAUAUUCGAGAGCUCACCAAUGACCUCAAAGCUUUGAAACCUACAGUAAUGCCAGCCGUACCACGUCUCCUAAAUCGUGUAUAUGACAAAAUCCAGACGGAAAUCAGUCAAUCUGGCCUCAAGAAGAUGAUCUUCAACAUGGCACUGAGGUCCAAGGAGGCCGAUCUAAGGCGCGGUAUCCUCAGACGAAACAGUAUCUGGGAUAAAGUCGUCUUCAAGAAAGUUCAGGAAGCUUUUGGAGGCAAUCUCAGGCUAAUGGUCGUUGGUUCCGCUCCCUUGGCUGGAAAUGUUCUAACCUUCAUUCGAUGUGCUUUGGGAUGCGUCGUGUGUGAAGGUUACGGUCAGACAGAGUGUACAGCUCCAGUAACCCUGACAGUUCAGGGUGACUUUGUUCCCGAGCAUGUUGGACCACCAGUUGCAUGUAAUUGCAUUAAGCUGGUUGAUGCACCCGAGAUGGAGUACUACGCCCAUGAAAAUCAAGGCGAAGUAUGCGUCAAAGGUACUAAUGUCUUUGUGGGAUACUACAAGGAACCCGAAAAAACAGAAGAAGUAAUCGACGAAGAUGGAUGGCACCAUACAGGUGAUAUUGGAAUGUGGCUGCCCAACGGCACCCUCAAAAUCAUCGAUAGACGAAAGCACAUCUUCAAACUAAGUCAGGGAGAGUACAUUGUGCCUGAGAAAAUUGAAAAUAUAUACUUGCGUAGUCAGUAUGUUGAGCAAGUUUUUGUGUACGGAGAAAGUCUCAAGAGUUGCAUUGUUGCUGUUGUAGUGCCUGAUGUGGAUGUUCUCAAGUGCUGGGCUCAGGAAAAUAAUAUCCCAGGCACCUUGAGCGUCCUCUGCAAUAAUCCCAAAAUUAAGGAGCUCAUCUUCAACGACAUGCUCACAUGGGGACGUGAAGGAGGUCUCAAGUCAUUUGAACAGGUCAAAGACAUCUAUUUACAUCCAGAUCCCUUCUCAGUUCAGAAUGGCCUCCUGACGCCGACCUUCAAAUCGAAACGUCCAGAACUUAAGAACUACUUUAAGCCCCAACUGGAGGAUAUGUACAAACAAUUAGCCUAACCACGUUACAUUCACUGAAAUACAUCGAUAUUUCAGUUGAAUUUCUUGAGCGGAAAAUGCAAAAAAAAACUUUCAAAACAAAUACUGGUAAAUACAAACAUUAAAAAAUUCUUCUUACACGUUCCUCAAAAACUAUUUUCUUUUAAACUACGAAAAAAACGAGAGAAAUUAAAAAAAAAACUUUUUGCUAUAUAAAAAUAAUAAUGAAAAGAAAGGAAAUUCUGAAAAAAAGAACAAAAAAAAAUAUUGGACACGUUUUUGCCUCAGACAUCUGAUACAUAAUCAAUGCACGCAAUAAGUAAUUUUUACCUCCUAAAAAAAUAAAGUGAAAGGAAUAUUUAAAGGUUAUUGUAUCUGUAGUAAAACUUAUUCGUUUUUUUUUUAUUUAGAGAAAAUUAAUUAGUUCUUUGUCAUAGGAAAUGGGAAAAGUGGUGGGAGUCUGGUUGUAUAAUUUUAAUAACCGAAUUUAUCCUAAAUGAUAAAUAUUUGCGUAAGAAAAUGUUGAUUAUGAAUUAAUAAAGUUGAAUUAUAAAAAAAAUUGAUUAUUGCACUUCGUAUUGAUACGAAAAUUGAAGAGAUCUCAGAAAUGUUCUAAUGAAGAACAAUAUUUAGUUUGAAAAAAAAUAAGAAAAAAAAAUGCAAUAAUUUUUCAAACAUUUUCAAUAACACUUUAAUGGACUGGUUGAUAAAUAAAUAUAUAUAAAAAAUAUAUCACUUUUUGCCAAGACGAUAGAAGAUCGAAUGAGAUCUCUUUUAAAAGCAAAGGAAUAAUACUUCAAUUUAAAACAAAAACAGACUAGAAUGACUAUUGGGUCAAUUAUAAAUCGAGUAUUGAAUAGAAUUACUGAACGAGUUUCACAUUUUUGAACCAUUUCAAUUACAUACUAAAAGGACUAAAAGUCUUUAUCUUUUGAGUGUAGAUUUUUUUUCAAAUAUUGCCAAUUAAUUUUGUUUCGUAUUCGAGAUAAUAGUGCAAUAUUUUAUAGAGGAAAACAGCAUUAGGGCAAAUUCACAUUGACCGUCAUAUUCUUACUGUUAUCGUCAAUGUUUCACUUGGUUUACGGAUUUAGCCAGUUUUCAGAAAAAUUCGCAAUUACUAUUUUUUUUAUCAUAAUAUUCCAAUAUGAAGCAAAUAAAACAAAAUUAAAAAAUAAAGAUACAAUAAACGGUAAUCAAUAUUUGCUAUAUUUAUGUGCCAUUCUUGCGUGCACAGUUUCCCGUUCAUUGCGCAAUUACGAUUUAAUAUUCUUAACUGUAAUAUUUUCGUAAUCACAACCAAUUAUUAUUCUUGAGAUUUAGUUAAUUAUCUACGAAUGAGCUGAUAAUGCCACUCGGGUUAUACAGAAACCCGUGGAGAGCUAGAAAAAUCCAUCAGGAAUUAGCAGAUCUCAUUGGUAACCCGAGGAUCAUAUGAAGAAUUCGGGAAACCCGUUAUCAGGAAAUCUGCGAAAAAUGUUUUAGCAUCUUAUGGAUCAUUAGGAACCGACUAAAAGCUUACAUAACCCACUAGGAACGAUUUGAAAAUAUGUUUUCGGAGAAUACUGACUUCAUCAGUUUGUAAUAUGAGUUACGAAUUUAGAGUGAUCAUAGCCCAAUUUCCCCCGAGAGCAAAGACAUUCGAAGAUCGAUUCUGUUAACAAGAAAAAGACAUUACUAACUUUUUCGAAAGAUUCGAGAAAUUGCGGUGUCAUCUUGUGUCAAUUUUUACUAAUAAUCAUUCGAUAGUCCUCUUUUAUUAUUAAAUCCCUUCUUAUCACCGAGUAACAUAUUUGUCAUCUUCUUAGAGAGAUAUUUCAAAUAGGUGUAAUUAGAAGGAAUCACACCUAAAAAUUGUAUAAUUUUGCGCGAAUUUUGAGUAUGAAAAUUCGAAAUUCUGUUUGAAUUUUACGAACAAGUAAAAUUCAAAAUAUUUUAUUGUACACGUAUAAUGCUACCUUUUAAUUGAGACACUUUAAGAAAAUCAAGACCCAGUUUUAAGUACAUAGAUUGGGUGUCAUUGAUUUUUGUAAUCAAAAACGGUUUUACCGUUUUACCAUAGCGGUUUCAGAAUCAGAACACAAAGAUACGAACGCUUUUUUGAUGAUGCAUACUCAAUCAUCCCCGCUAGAUAGAUAGGUUCUAUAGUUCACCAAUAUUCAUAAAAUUUAACAAAUAACCUAGACAAUACUUGAUCACGAUUGUUCAAGGAUAGUAUCUCUGAAGAGAAUACGAAAUACAGCUUUCAAAGAUCGGACGCGUUCCAGAUGGCGGAUAGGGGAAGCUUGUAUUUGGUCCUAGAAUUUGUCCUAGGACCCCUUGAAUUUGUUUGGAAAUUGCGCUGCAGGCGCGUAGUGGUAUUUUUAGAUCAACAAGAAGUCCUUUGUGAAUACUGAACCGUAGAUUAAACCAAAUGAUUUAAAUAGCAAGAUUUAUUUGAGUAUCACGAGGUGGAAUCAGGAAAAUAAAGAAUUGUGAAUUUGUCUGAAAAUUGCGUGAAAAGCUGCGGUAGAUGUGGGUGAAAUUAGCCCCCUGAAAUGAUUUUGCCCCCUACUGUCCAUAUGUUUUUCUUUAAUUCUAGCAUUUAACGGUCUUGACCGAUCCGAUCUAUCAUAUCUGCUCAGUGAAAACCAUCCUUAAGUGCUGGAAUUUAAGAAAAGCUAACAAAUAGCCGGGAAGAAAAGGCGAGUCCGCAUCUACGGUACUUAAAAUGACUAAACCGGACGAGGUGUUAAGUCGUAAGAAUUUGAAGGUCGUUGUGAAUAUGCCAAUUGAAAAAAAGGAUAAUAAAUUCACAUAUAAAAGAUUGUAGAGAAAUUCUGAAAAACUAAAAAAAAAUAACCAAAACUUAGUGAUAGUUUUUAGGUAAAAUGUUAUUUUAUCACUUUUUACGGAAAUGCCUGAUAAUAAAGUAGAUUACUUCAAACAAAAA